Messenger RNA from Trichoderma citrinoviride, 636 nucleotides. RefSeq lists its product as hypothetical. Bases 1 to 636 code for a protein of 211 amino acids. Lineage: Eukaryota; Fungi; Ascomycota; Sordariomycetes; Hypocreales; Hypocreaceae. The record is from RefSeq and is a predicted model, not a curated record. The transcript is spliced from 3 exons.
AUGUCUGAGGUCACCCCAGAAAGCGCGCAGAGCGAACACCAUAUGAAUUACGGCAAAAUGAGAGAUGGCUGGAGGCAAAUGAGGUUAAAGAGUACCACCAUUUCUAGCUUGGCUAGGAAGCUCGAGAAGAUUGGCUUUGGAACAUUGUCGGAUAUCUAUUUCGAUCUCAUUAUGCCUCUAAGCUUGGAGCAGAAAUUAACCAACGUCAAAGACGUCAUUGACGAAGCGGUUAAGCAGGCACAACAGCACGAGAGAUUACGCCAAUGGAAGAAACUACGCCAUGAGACCGACCUUCAAUCGCGUGAAGACAGAAGCGAAGAGGAGCUUAUAACACAGCUGAAGCUUCUCGAAGAAAAGUUCAGAUGCAUGGAGGAGUUGGAAGGUAGCGCUGUCUUUUCAAAGAUCUUAAGCCCGCUUACAAAUCGCCGGGACUAUACUACGACUUUCGGCCUGCUAAUAGGCAUUGGAUCCAAUGUCGACAACAUGUUCCCGGAGAGUUUCAAUGUCCUCACUGAACACCGGGAACUGACGCAGAAGAGCGACUCGGAGAAAGCUCUAUACUGGAACGUCGAAGAACUUGAGAAAGCCGAUUCGUUCGUCUACGUAUCGUCUUCUCAGAGACAAGUGAGGCUCUGA